AAUAAAACUAUGAAGCGUCUAUCGGUCGAAUCAUCCUACAUACCAGAUGUCAAGCUGUCAUACGAGUAUAAAAAAAAUCAAGAGUUGGAUCUGUGUGUGAUUGAAGUGAAGAAAAAGUCGAUUUCAAAUACUCCAAAUAAAUCCGAUUUCACGAAGAUUCAUCUCGAGAUGAAACUAAUGAUCACAAAACUUAUACAAAUGAAUGUCCAUGACCCUGUUGUUUACGGAGUAUUAGUGCAAGGGUUUGAUUGCCAAGUCUCCAAAAUGACUCUUGAUGGCGAUGGAUUUUAUUUCACUCCAGUUGUUCAUUUUAUUCACUUGCCAAGAGAUGUCAAUGACAUCAUGAUCGUUCCAAGAGUUACUUCAUGCUUUAUCACCUUGAAGAAUGAGCUUGAUCGACUGGUCACAAGGAUCCAGAACAAGAAAAAAGGCAAAUCCCCUCUUCUCGCGUGGACCCGGCCUUCGUAUAAAAUGCCCGUGUUAAUCAAGGACCCAUUGAAACAUCUGGUUGAAAAUAAUUGAAUUAAAGCAAAACCCGUAUACAUGAUUGAUACAAUUUGAUUGGCUAGUAUAUUUCAUUCGACAAAACCAAAGAAUGUUUCAAUAAAAAAAGUGUUUGUGUAUCUUUUUUUCCUGCCUAAAACAAAGAACUUUAGUUGGACACAAUGGAUGACUUGUUAGACCUUAAUUGGUCUUCACCCACAUCUUCGUCAGUAAGACCAUCUGCACCCAAGCCUCAAAAACCCAGAGAUGCUUUUGCUGAUCUUUUAAACACCACACCUAAACCAGUUGACACUUCAAAGCUUUCGCUUGCUGAACAACAACGUAUGCAACAAAGCAAUGGCACCCAUUCUCCGUGGCUAACACCUACUCAAGCACCAGCUA
Messenger RNA from Mucor mucedo, 885 nucleotides. RefSeq lists its product as uncharacterized. Lineage: Eukaryota; Fungi; Mucoromycota; Mucoromycetes; Mucorales; Mucoraceae. Bases 10 to 522 code for a protein of 170 amino acids. The transcript has 2 exons. The record is from RefSeq and is a predicted model, not a curated record.